This is a messenger RNA of Cervus elaphus (red deer), 2508 nucleotides long. Its product is annotated as late secretory pathway protein AVL9 homolog. The record is from RefSeq and is a predicted model, not a curated record. The coding region runs from base 197 to 1432 and encodes 411 amino acids. Gene Ontology annotation, cellular component: cytoplasm. The transcript has a single exon. NCBI's taxonomy places the organism in Eukaryota, Metazoa, Chordata, Mammalia, Artiodactyla, Cervidae.
CGCGGCCGCGGCCCGGGAGGGCGGUGCAGAGCUGCAGGAUCCUCGGCCUCCUCCCGGCCCCCGCGCGGCUCUCAUGCGGCUCCCUCGCUGACACCUGAAAUCCACCUCUCGCUGUCCUCCUGGGGAUCGCGGGGUCGCCGAGCUUGCCGCCCUUGGCGGUUGAAGUCAUCGUUGUGUGGGCCCGCGGCGGUCGUCCAUGGAGAAGAUGAGGCGGGGCGGCGAUGGCCCCCCACGGGGGCCCGUCCUGCACAUCGUGGUGGUCGGCUUUCAUCACAAGAAGGGCUGCCAGGUCGAGUUCUCUUACCCGCCCCUGAUUCCAGGAGAUGGACAUGAUAGUCACACCUUACCUGAAGAAUGGAAAUAUUUGCCCUUCCUUGCCUUACCAGAUGGCGCACACAACUACCAAGAAGAUACUGUGUUUUUUCACUUGCCACCCAGAAAUGGAAAUGGAGCCACUGUAUAUGGUAUCUCUUGCUAUCGACAAAUUGAAGCCAAGGCAUUGAAAGUACGGCAAGCAGAUAUCACCAGAGAGACUGUUCAAAAAAGUGUCUGUGUUCUAAGCAAGCUGCCUCUCUAUGGCUUACUUCAAGCAAAACUUCAACUCAUUACACAUGCAUAUUUUGAAGAGAAGGAUUUUUCCCAAAUUUCCAUUCUAAAGGAGCUCUAUGAACAUAUGAAUAGUUCCCUGGGAGGAACUUCGUUAGAAGGAUCCCAGGUAUAUCUUGGUUUAUCUCCUCGGGAUCUUGUGCUUCAUUUUCGACACAAGGUUCUAAUCCUAUUUAAGCUAAUUCUUCUUGAAAAAAAGGUUCUCUUUUAUAUUUCUCCAGUGAAUAAAUUGGUGGGUGCCCUGAUGACUGUGUUAUUCCUUUUUCCAGGCAUGAUUGAACAUGGACUCAGUGACAGUUCUCAGUACAGACCCCGAAAGAGUAUGUCUGAAGAUGCUGGGCUUCAGGAAAGUAAUCCCCCUGCAGAUGAAUUUGUUUGUAUGCCUGCUUCUGAUAUUUCAAAUACCAACUUGGGAACUGUCAAGAAAAUCCUGGGAAACCAUGGAGGAGAUGCAGCCAUCAAGACUGAAGAACCUUUGUUCCAGGUAGAAGAUGAUAACAGUGAACAAGAAGCCAGUGAUAGCAAUCAAUAUCUGAAACCUCCUUCUCGCCCAUCUCCAGAGUCUUCAGAAAGUGACUGGGAGACCUUAGAUCCUAGUGUCUUAGAGGACUCCUCCUUGAAAGAACGAGAACAGGUGGGGUCAGAACAGACAAACUCAUUUCCAAAGGACUCUUUGCCCUCAGAUAGUCCUCCGAUUACUGUUCAACCUCAAGCUAAUACCGGCCAGGUGGUCCUGAUACCAGGGCUGAUUUCUGGCUUGGAGGAGGACCAGUAUGGCAUGCCCCUGGCCAUCUUCACAAAGGUAAGAGUUAACGUCCUUUAUUAAUGCCCAUAAGGAUAGCACAAAAUCCUUUCAGAAUUUAACUCUCAGUGUUGAACACAUUUAAGUCUGCAAAUUCUCAUUGAAAACUGUAAAAUAACAUAGCAGAUGUGUAGUACUCUGACAUCUGUGACCAUGAUGUAAGACUGCAGGGGAUUUUGAUUAGAGUUUGGAAACUGAGGUCAGCAAUCACUGUGUUUGGUGUGUUUUUCAUUAGUCAGGUUUACCUUUGGGGAAAAAAACAAACCAGCCUUGAUUACAUUUAAUGAGUGUAUAUUAAAAUACCAUAAUUCCAAAAGCUGCAGUUUUAUAAGAAAGAAUAAAAAGCUUAGAUGGCUAACUUAAAUAUUAGUACCCUUCAUAGAUAUAAUACACUGUUUUGGUUAACUGGCCUUAAAAAUUAAUUUUUAAUCUUUUUAUGGAAAAACAUACAAAACAUAUGUCUAAUUUUUAAAAAUAAUUUAAACACACCAUAGUAAAAUAAAUUGCCUCUUUGAUUCAGUAUCUUAUUUCUAGGAUAUCAUUUCUUUAUGUCAGUAAUACUAUAUUAGGAUUCUGGAAGCUACAUUUGAGGGUUUUUUUUUUUUUAAUCCUAACAUGAGAAGCUACUUUAUUGUCAUUCAUGAAUUAUUUUUUUUUUUUUAUGAAGAAGAUGAAAAGUCCCAUUUCAUUUUUCAGUCAAAGUAUUUAUUACCUUCCUACGUGCCAGGCCCUGUACUAGGUUCUAAAUUCUUGUAUCCAUGGCUUUUCAGUUUAACCAUGAAAGACAAAUACAUCUGUCCAGUAACUAGAGCAAAGUUGAUGUUUUUCUCUAAAUACCUUCCUUUAUGCUGGAAGUAAAACUUGAUAUGGAAAAGAAAAUGGAUAGCAUUGACUUGACAUCAAUUCUUCUCUACUAUAUGAUAAAUUCUUUCUGGGUUUAUCCAGUUUUACAAAUAAGUACUUGCCCCAAGUCAGUAUUGCUGAAUAGUUAGCAGAAAAUGCUGUCUUUGUUCAUUUUGUGGUCUGUUAGGGGAGGCUGAAAUUAUCUUAAUUGGUUUCUUGAUUGAACUAAUGCAUAUUUGCUUAAAACUGGAGUUUAG